AUGGACUCCGAAAUCACUAUGACCACCAGUCAUGUCCACGGCUGGUAUCCCGUGGCUGUGAGGGAUACUGACACUGGAUACUCGGAAUUACAUAAAAUCUCUCUGACUUCUCAGUACCACUGUGCUGUGCGCCGCAAUGACAAUCAGCUUCAUAAAAUCUGCAGCAUGGACAACGCCACCCCUUGGAUGGAUGUGGAUUAUCCAGAAACCUCCACACCAGGAGUACCCCAUGCUGGUUCAUUUACAGUGCCUACUACCACUGACAAUGCCUUUGUGCCUCGCAAUCAUCUUGGUUCCCCAAAUCCAUUCCCUUUUCUCAUGGAUGUUGACACCUCGGACCGACGGCCUGAAGCCUCUGUGGCUCAACAGCCAAAACGUGGACAUCCAAAGAAGAUCACAGUAAAAUUGUCAGCCUCAGAUGUUCAAAAUCACCAUCGUCUUGGCCGUCCUCCAGGCUCUGGGCCUAAGCAACAAGCCAAGGCGGAACUUCUUGCAAGUGGCUGA
Molecule: messenger RNA, 504 nt
Organism: Laccaria bicolor S238N-H82
Lineage: Eukaryota; Fungi; Basidiomycota; Agaricomycetes; Agaricales; Hydnangiaceae
Exons: 5
Coding region: 1-504 (167 amino acids)
Source: RefSeq, a predicted model, not a curated record